This is a messenger RNA of Fusarium poae, 1368 nucleotides long. RefSeq lists its product as uncharacterized. Lineage: Eukaryota; Fungi; Ascomycota; Sordariomycetes; Hypocreales; Nectriaceae. The coding region runs from base 1 to 1368 and encodes 455 amino acids. The record is from RefSeq and is a predicted model, not a curated record. The transcript is spliced from 3 exons.
AUGUACCCCAAAUCUCUUGCAGUUGUCGUCUUAUUGUCUUCAGUCUCCCAUGUUCUCUCACAAUUGCAAGGCAAAGCAACUGUUAACCUAGCCAAGGAAAUUGGAAAAGCUCAAGCUCUUGGUUCAGGGUUCAUCUACGGCUGGCCUGACAAUGGAACCAGCGUGGAUAACUCGAUCCCAGAUUACCUCGCAACUGAUAUCAAGUUCAACGCAAACCGUGGCGGUGGUGCACAAAUCCCCUCUCGUGGUUGGGCCACCGAAGGCUACGAAGGAUAUAUCGGCCGUUUCAACUCAACCCUAUCCAAUUACCUUACCACACGCAAAUAUGGUGCAGAUUUCAUCUUGCUACCCCAUGACCUUUGGGGUGCGGAUGGUGGACAAGACUCAGAGUCCCCUUUUCCAGGCGACAAUGGCAACUUCACUGAGAUGGAAUUGUUCUGGAAUCAGCUCAUCUCUGACUUGAAGACCCACGAUAUGCUUGAUGGACUUGUCAUUGAUGUGUGGAACGAGCCUGAUAUUGACAUAUUUUGGGCUCGCUCGUGGCCUCAGUUUCUAGAUUACUACAAUCGGGCCACUAAACUUAUCAGAAAAGAGCUUCCGGGUGCUGUUCUCAGUGGUCCAGCCAUGGCAGAUUCUCCAAACCUAAUCAACGACAAAUGGCAGACCUGGCUUGAGUCUGCCGCCGGUAACGAGACGAUACCUGAUCGUUUUUCCUGGCAUCAGAUUGGGACUUGGUCGCGUGAGCCUGACACAACCAUGCCUGAUUUUACAACCUUGCGAGAGCGGUAUGGGGUGCCUGAGAAGCCAAUUGACGCCAAUGAGUAUGCCGCUCUCGAAGAACAGAACCCAGCCAACUCUGUCUAUUAUCUCGCUCAGUUAGAACGCCACAACAUCAGAGGUCUACGCGCAAACUGGGCUAGCGGAUCCGAGCUUCACAACUGGAUGGGAAAUCUAGUCUACAGCGCCACUGGCACUUCAGAUGGCACCUACUACCCCAAUGGCGAAUGGCAGGUUUACAAGUACUACGCUUCCAUGAUAGGCGAGAGGGUCUGGACAGCAGCUUCCUCUGAUUUGAAGUUUGAUGUUUUUGCUACCAAGGAUGCGAAGACCAUCAAGAUACUUGCCGGCACCAGAACCAUCCAAGCAUCAUACAACAUCACUGUUGAUGGUUUAAGCGCAGUAGGGCUUCCUAAAGAGGGUGAACUCAAAGUCCAGACGUACCGAUUCGACUGGGCUGGGCCGAAAGGAAAGGUCGACGGCCCUGUUGAUGUUGGAGAACAGAUUUACACAUAUUCGUCAGACACGUUGACAAUUCUAGUUGAUCCUCCUACGAAUUCUACAGCCUUUGCCUACGAGAUUUCCAUUUGA